This is a messenger RNA of Phyllotreta striolata, 1967 nucleotides long. The record is from the annotation of a GenBank genome assembly. NCBI's taxonomy places the organism in Eukaryota, Metazoa, Arthropoda, Insecta, Coleoptera, Chrysomelidae.
UUGAAACCGUCCGAAAUGGAAUACAGUGAACAAGAAAACGAGAAUUGUGACGAACGCCAUAGAUUGAAUGCAGAUGAUGGAAUGGAUAUGGACGAUAUUCUUCCAGAAGUGGGUGAAUUUGGUCUCUAUCAAAAGCUACUGUUAUGGUUAAUAUGCCUUCCUUCAUGUUUCCCAUGCGGUUUUGGGGCUUUUAAUCAGCUCUUCAUGGCGGAUGUUCCCGACCAUUGGUGUAAGGUUCCAGAUUUGUGGUUCCUCGAUGAAGAAGAAGCGAAGAACCUAUCCAUCCCGUACAACGAAAACUCCUUUUCCAAAUGCAGAAGGUACGCGAUAAAUUGGACCGAGCUGCUGCAAGAAUUCGAUGGAUUGCCAGAAAGAGUGGCUGUGAAUAUUUCUUGGGCGACGGAAAGUUGCUUAGACGGGUGGGUCUACGACAAAACAAAUGUUAUAUCCAGCAUCGUCAUCGACUAUGACCUGGUAUGCGAAAGAGACAUCUACCCUACGCUGGGUUUGGUAGCAUUAAACAUAGGAGGACCUGUGGGGGUGUACACCUUCGGGAAACUAAACGAUACAAUAGGAAGGAAGAAAUCGUUUUUCCUUUGCCUCACUACUCUAUUGGUCGGUAGCGCUUUGACUGUGGUGGCUCAAAAUUUCUGGUGGUGGGCAGGAAGCCGAGUGGUCGUGGGGUUAACUAUACCAGCUAUGUACCAAAUACCGUUUAUUAUAUCUCUAGAGCUGGUUGGACCGAAUUACCGAUCUUUCGUGACGGUGUUAACGUGCCUCUUUUACACCGUCGGUUUGAUGAUGCUGGCAGGGAUUUGCUAUUUGGUGCACGAUUGGGUUUUGCUAGGAAUCGUCACAUCCGCGCCGUUUCUGCUCUACUACUUUUAUUGGUUUUUCUUGCCCGAAAGCCCCAGGUGGUUAUUGGCCAAAGGGAGGUUCGAAGAAGCUUCGAAAAUAUUGGAAACGCUAGCUAGGGUCAAUAAAAAAGAACUACCGCCAACAUUCAGGCAAAAACUUAAGAGGAAAAUAAUGCAUAAAAGAACGAAAAGCGAAGAUGAAGCGCUGAAGAAAAGUCCAGGUUGUUCAGAACUGUGCGGAACACCUAACAUGCGACUGAAGACUACUUUAAUUACCCUAAAUUGGUUCGCUAAUGAAACAGUUUACGUGGGCCUAAGCUAUUACAGUCCUUCUUUGGGAACGAACGAAUAUCUCAGCUUCUUUUUCUCGGCGGCUGUAGAAAUACCCAGCUAUUUGGGUUGUUGGUUGAUAAUGGACAAAUGGGGAAGAAGGUGGCCAAUAUGCAUUUGUAUGCUCAUAUGCGGAGCUUGUUGCUUGGCUACUGUUGCUUUACCAGAGGACGACGUAAAAUCUACUCUUAUAUUGUAUUUGGUAUCAAAAUCGGCGAUUUCCGCUUCGUUUUUAAUAAUCUUUCCUUUUGCCGGCGAAUUGUAUCCAACGCAAGUACGAGGUGUUGGCAUUGGAACUUCAGCUUACAUCGCUGGAUUGGGACUUAUUAUAAUACCGUUUAUAACUUAUCUAGGCUCGGAAAUGUUGAUAUUACCUUUAAUAAUUAUGGGAGUAAUAUCGGUAAUAGGGGGAUUAACUGGACUGAGACUUCCAGAAACUUUACAUUACAAAUUACCUCAAACUGUUGAAGAAGGUGAAGAGUUCGGUAAAGAUUUUGGUAUGAAGGAUUGUUUGAGAUGUAUUCCCAUCAAGCCUACACCGUCUGUUGUAAAUUCGUAUGAAAACUUGGAACUUACACAAAUCCAUGUAACCAUACCUACGGAGAAGACGCCUUUGGAAAGUGCUGAACUACAACCGAGAAGAUCGUUGAAGAAACUAAUGCGACAACAAAGUCUUAUGGAUACUCAGAAGGCUUCAGAUGGUACAAUGCAAAUGACCUAUUGGUUUUAAAUUCAUUAUAAGUAUGCAGAUUGCUUAAAUGGUGUAAAAUUAUGAAUACA